Molecule: messenger RNA, 1460 nt
Organism: Venturia canescens
Lineage: Eukaryota; Metazoa; Arthropoda; Insecta; Hymenoptera; Ichneumonidae
Gene: Osi16
Product: DUF1676 domain-containing protein Osi16
Exons: 2
Coding region: 181-1062 (293 amino acids)
Cellular component (GO): membrane
Source: RefSeq, a predicted model, not a curated record
CCUUUCAGCAUCUCUGGCACUCGGGAAUUUCUGAGACCCCUUGUGCACAGUCAAAUUUUUCGAAGGGUUUAUUAUACAGAGCCAAAAGGGGCAUUAAAUAACUUCCAGAAUUACCAUUCUGGAUUAGUAUUCAUAAGUUAUUUGAAACGUAAUCGUCGACGAAAGUUAUCGAGUAGAAAAAUGAGUCGCAACGAGGUGCAACGACUGGAAUUCACUCACGGUGUUAUUUGUUGUCUCAUAUUGAUGAUACCGUUCAGCACAGCCGAAAUUGACCAGAGAAAUUCGAGACAAUCGAUCGAUGAAACGAAAGAAAGCGUGGCAACGAGCAUGAGUAAAGACUGCGGGAAGUCCUACAGUGCAACGUGUCUUAAACUCGAUGUUGUUUCGUUCUUUGAUAAAUUAUCCGAAAAAAAAGACAUAGGCAUUCUGCCCGGUGUCUCGGUCGUCAAAGAAAACGGCUCGAGCGACGUGCCCGCAUCCGAAAUCGUGGCUAAUCUCGCGAGAGAUUUCCCCAACGACGUUGAUCGACGUCUCGACGCUUAUCUCGUUCACAAAGUUGGCAGCUACCUCAACACUCAUGCCAUAUCCAUCAAACUUUUCGAUCCAAACACCUUCGAAGCUGCCAGAAGCUUCAAUGAAGAGACGCUCUCUCAAUUGGGGCUGUUUGGCGGAUCUGCGUCAGAGACUGGUCGUAAGAAAGAUAAGGGCAAUAACGCUCUGAUGGCUGGUCUCAUGAUGAUGAAGGCAACCCUCGGAGCGUUAGGAUUCGGUGCCCUCGCUCUUCUUGCUGGAAAAGCUUUAAUGACAGGCUUGAUGGCGCUUAUGUUGUCUGCGAUCGUCGGUUUGAAAUCACUGGCAAGUGGUGGUGAAAAGAAAACUACUUACGAAAUCGUAAGCAAGCCGGUCUACUCGUCGUCUCACACUCACAGUAGCGAGGAUCAUCACAGUGGACAUGGCGGCUAUGGACACUCGGGUUAUGGAAGAUCGUUGGAUUUGUUACACGAGAACGUACAAGAGGCUGUUCGAAAAUAUGGAAAUGUUCGAGAUCGUCGAGCGAUUUAAUCAUUUUUCUAGUACCAUUUUGUUCAUCAUUUAUCAUUGAACUUGUGAAACCAACACUCGAACUGUAUCCUAAAGUCCACGAUCUUCAUGUCAUCGUUAAUUUAUUCAUUCUCAUCUUAUCUACUGCAUUCCUACUUCCUCACACAUUUCUCUAGCCCCUUUGUCAGUUACAGUUAAAUCCUGCAUAGGCACGUCGAUUCGGCACGUGAGCGUCUCCCAAAUAAAAUCGUUGUUAGGUUAUCAUUAGUUUGUAGUCGUUGAGUAAGCGAAAGCCCUUGAACUCGUUAACGCCAUUUUGUUUGUACAUGUUUUGUUUUCUUGUUUUUCGCUGUGCGAUGUAUUUAUUUCUACUCAUGUGACGUUGUGCAAUAAAAAAAUUAUGAUUGUUUGUCACACCA